Triplophysa rosa is the source of this 971-nucleotide messenger RNA. RefSeq lists its product as uncharacterized. The transcript has 4 exons. Bases 59 to 694 code for a protein of 211 amino acids. The record is from RefSeq and is a predicted model, not a curated record. Lineage: Eukaryota; Metazoa; Chordata; Actinopteri; Cypriniformes; Nemacheilidae.
UUUGUGUGUAAAACAUCUUCUUCUCCGACAGGUUUACAGAGAAAAUCAAGGAGCAAGAAUGCAGAAUAUGACUUGUGUAAUGGUUUUGACGUGUGUAUGCUUGCGUCAUUUAGACGGUGUGUUUGGUGAUGAAGUGAAGUCAGUGUCAGUGAUGGAGGGACAUUCUGUGACUCUACACACUGAUACUGAACUACACACACAUGAUGUGAUCGAGUGGAUGUUUGGUGUUCAGAGUCCAGAUCAGAUUAUAGCUGAAAUAUACAAAGAAGCAAAUAUAACAUCAUUUAUUAAUGAGAGAUUGAAGAAUCAUGUAGAGAUAGAUGCUCAGACUGGAUCUCUCAUCAUCACAAACAUCACAACUCAACACACUGGACUUUAUAAAGCUGAGAUCACCAGACACACACAGCUACUCAGCUUCUGUUUCAAUGUGACCGUCUCUGCUCGUCUGCCCGUUCCUGUAAUGACUGGAGAUUCAUCACAAAGCUCUUUAAACCACACUCAACAUCUGAACAUCAGUCAAGUCUGUCAGCCGUGUCCAGUUUGUGUCGAAUGUUGUGGUUUUACUGAAGCUGUGAUCCGAUUGGUCGUCUCUGCUCUAGUGGGCGUGGCUACUGUUGCUGUGCUGAUUUACGACAUCAGAUCCAAUAGAAAAUCACCACCAACCUCUGAUGAAUCAGAUAUUCUGAAACAAUAAUAAACGGUCCUGCUUUUCUUUCAUGGAUGUUUGUGAAUCAAUUUUAAACAUGUCGCCAUCAAAGCUUUGUAUUUUCUAUUAAAUAACCUAAAAGUUUGACUUUUUUAUUUGGAAAAAUCAGGAAUAUUGGUUUCAUUGUAAUAAGCUGUACAUACAAUGCAUAAAGUAACUAAGCUGAGAGUAAACGAGAGAGUUUGAGUAUCGGUUUUGAAUAUUUUGUGUUUGACCACAUGUCUUUCUGCCGACUCUUGACUCAAUAAACAUCGUUUGUGUUCAA